AUGUGUCGACGCAGAUUGGCUCGCAUUCCUGGUCAGGCGAGUGCCACUGACGGUUGUCGGGCGCCCUGCUGCAGCACCGAGAGCAGCGCCACGCGUCCUGAGCCCGGAUGCCACCUACAAAAGCCUGGAGGUGCUCCUGGAGCCGCUCAACCCGCGUCGCGCUGGGCAAAGGUGCCCGUCUGUCGCGCCCUGGUGGAGAUUCACGUGUCGUGGAGCCCUUGCGGAGGCAGAUGGCAGAAGCAGACUCCACCGCGGCGCCAGCCCGACAGCGCAUGCUCAGUGCUCUGCCCGAGGCUGCCAAGCGCGUGGUGGAGCGGUGAAGCGUCCCAGGACGUCGCCAGCUUCAUUCGCUCCCUCGCAGCCCAAUCGAGCUAUCCGCCACCCAAUCCACCGUUCCCAGGCCCAAUCGCUGGCCGCGACACGCAGCGGCGCCGCCCACGAUGUCGAGCGUCGGUUAAUUCUGCGCUGCUCUCCCACUGCCCCCUCCAUCUCCUCGCCCUCUGGAAAUGUCAUCUUUGCUUUUCGCGUCUUCUGUUUGGGCCUCCUGCGCCUGUACUGCUCCCUACUUCUGCAGCGAUGCAGCACUCCUCUAACUCACCCUGGCGCUUGCCGCUGCCACAAAACUCGGCUCCCCAGAAGCACGCUUUCUCCCUUCAGCAUACCGUAUCCAUGGUGAACUUACAUGAAGAGCCCGACUGGCAGUUCCCGCGCUCGCCGCCGUCGCCAUCUGCAUCUACGACGUCUUCGACGACCAGUCGUAGUUCCACGCCCACCAACUCCAACAAUCCGUACACCAACAUGGCGAACUCGUCCACCUUGUCGUUGAGCAACAGAACUUCGCCAAACGGAAGCCCUCAAUCCAGAACGCCGCAGUAUACUAGUCGAUCAGCUACUCCCGUUGCCCCACAGCCAGUCCGGCCUAUUGUGGUGAGCACGAGCCUCACCCCCACGAGUCCUGCUACCUCUUCUGCUGGCGAGUCGUUGAGAGGAAACGACUUUCCUCUAUCACCGGCGCCAAAAUACCCCCAGUCACCUACUCCUAAUCCCUACCGGACCAACGGUGCUGUAGCUCCACCUCCUCUACCUACUGCGUUUGUGACUCCAACCCUCCUAACCCAAUACGGACGGAUGUAUCCCGAUCUUCUGCGCCGACAAGGCUGGGAGCGCUCUACAGCACAAAGAACCUACACCUGGGCUCUGUCAAACCCUCGGACUGCACUCUUGUUCUUUCUUUGUGACGAUGUAGAUUCAUGGCGUAAAGCUGUAAUCUACUGUCUGGAAGACGAGAAGAUGCCCUUCUCCGAGGACGACCUUCAAGGGAUUGCGGCGAAUCCAAAGAAGGCCGUGGAAAUCCAGUGGCGAGUUACUGCGAAGGAACUGCCCCAAAAUGGGGGGCAUGUGGAAUUCCAAGCACGCGAAACGGUACCACUCCAGCAACUGAAUUUGCUCCGCUCAACAGCCGAGAAGAAUGUCGACAAAGUGGCAUGGCUUGGCGAUUCUGACGACCGCAUUCUCGUCCGCAAGCGCUUCAUCUAUACCCGACCCAGCCAAAAAUCGUCGCUCCUAACUCAGAUCGCCGACUUCAAACGACUCGACCACAGGAACAUCGCCCAUGUAGUAUGCUCAUAUGCCCAAGGCAACGUCAUCGGUAUCGUGACCAACUCGGCGCAGUACAGUCUGGACGACUAUCUACAGUUUCCUCUGGACGCCCAUCGCGCGAAGCAACUGCUGGACUGGACCAACGACCUCUGCCAGGCGGUCGACUACCUGCAUGGACAGCAGAUCUCACACAGGACCAUCCGCCCAAGGAAGAUACUGAUCGACGGCUCGCGCAUUUACCUCGCAGCUUUCGGCAUAUCCAGCACAUCGUCUCACCACGACGAGGGCAGUCCGCACGCCCGUGACCCCUUAUCCACAUCCCCACCAUCACACAGCAAGCGCGCUGACCCGUCAUACUUCACAGACCAGUCUUACAUCUAUGCCGCUCCGGAAAGCAUCACGCCGCGUGCGAAGAAACCCGGUCGUCCCGCCGACGUCUUCGCACUAGGCUGCAUCUUCCUCGCCAUCAUGACUGUGCUGAAAAGUCAGUCACUGACGUCGUUCUCUGCAUACCGUGCUGGCGGCACCCACGACGCUUCCUUCCACGCGAAUGCUGACCGUGUCGCCAACUGGCGCAUGCGGCUGCAGACGAUGGGAGGAGGCGGGUGGGCUGGUGCGCAGAGAGAGCGGCGCGAGCAGGCGCUGAAGCUGGAGCUGAGCGUGCUGGGGUGUAUAGAGGCUAUGGUGAGAGAAGACCCGGGGAAGCGGGUGAAGAUGCGGAAGUUGGCGCCGUACAUGGCGCGCCUGUGUGAAGUCAAGGGUGCUGGUGGCAGGAGAAGGAGCUUUGACGGGCUGGGGAUCAACGGACCUAACGGGAUCCAGGGCCUGAAUGGGAUUUUGAACGGGGCAGGCCCAGAUGGGUAUUAUUCGCAGCGGAGGUACGAGGACUGGGGCAGGUAA
Molecule: messenger RNA, 2499 nt
Organism: Mytilinidion resinicola
Lineage: Eukaryota; Fungi; Ascomycota; Dothideomycetes; Mytilinidiales; Mytilinidiaceae
Product: kinase-like protein
Exons: 3
Coding region: 1-2499 (832 amino acids)
Biological process (GO): protein phosphorylation
Cellular component (GO): cytoplasm
Molecular function (GO): ATP binding; protein serine/threonine kinase activity
Source: RefSeq, a predicted model, not a curated record